CCUCCUACUUUGGCAUCUGCGUUUGGCUGGUGCCUUUCGCUCUGUUCGUCAGCUUGUCAGCCAGCGACAACGUCCUCCCCACCAUGGGCAGCGAAACACCCUACCAGCAGGCCGAUGGAAAGAACAAGCGACAGGGCAUGGUCAAGGCGCUGGUUGACUCUGUUACCGGCGGCAUCGGUCAGGUUGUUCAGUCAGUCGGCUUGCAGCAGCGGUCUGGAAACGCGUGGAAUGACUGAGCGGAUGAAAUGUGAGGAGACGUUCGAUGACGUAUGUAAGGUGGAAUUAAAAUCACUUCUAGACCAUCUAUUGCCUCCGCGGCGAACAUCAUUCAACACAAGACCAACCAGAAUCAAGCCGCACGCGCUGGCCAUAUGGACCCCUCGAAGGCGAGUAGUGCUUCCCUCUGAGGUCCUAGCGUGCCACUCUACCUGCUACCACGGCCGUGGUCGAUGCGUGCUGUGGUGCAGUACACGACUCUCUGCCGGAUGCUGUGAGUGGACAGUACCCCCCAUUGUGCGAAUGCCUGUAUCUGAGACCAGACGGCACGAUGGGGAACUGCCAGUGAAGGUCCUGUAUCGUAUUGAGCCUCAUCAUGGGGCGCGCUCGGUUGGUCUUGACUUUUCUUGCGAGCUUCAAUCGAACCAAGAUGAGCUGGCUGACGGUGUUCGCGUCCCAAGCGAAUAUUCACCGCUUGAGCAAAUAGACAUGAUCUAGUCUUGACCCAAAUAAACUACAAGCCCGGUCAACUC
Verticillium dahliae VdLs.17 is the source of this 749-nucleotide messenger RNA. Its product is annotated as SVP26 protein. The coding region runs from base 115 to 714 and encodes 199 amino acids. NCBI's taxonomy places the organism in Eukaryota, Fungi, Ascomycota, Sordariomycetes, Glomerellales, Plectosphaerellaceae. The transcript has 2 exons. The record is from RefSeq and is a predicted model, not a curated record.